GCUUCAAACGGAACCACCGACGUACGCGAGCAACUUGAUUUUGUGAUGAACGCGUGAAUACGUCUACAACAUGAUUCUCAGAUUGCUUCUAGUCUGUCACCUCAUCUUACCAGGUUCUUGGUGUUUAAAAAGUGUGGUGAUGUGGGCGCCCGAGAUGGUCAGGGCGGGCACUACACUCCAGCUGAUCUGCCACUACGACCUGGAAGAUUCCGACCUGUAUUCAAUCAAGUUUUAUCAGGGCGACCAGGAAUUCUACAGAUACGUGCCGAAAGAGGCUCCCCCAACCAGGGUGUUCGCACUCCCGGGAAUACAAGUUGACAUUUUUCAGUCCAAUGCUACCGUGGUAACGCUGAACAACGUCCAGAAAGAAAUGUCCGGACUGUACAAAUGUGAAGUGUCGGCCGAUGCUCCUUCUUUUCACACAGUGAUCAGAUCGACAAACAUUGUAGUCAUAGAAAAACCCGUGACAAUACCGGAGGUCAGGGUCGAGAAGACGAAAUAUAACAUUGGCGAGAAGAUUCGGGCCAACUGCACUUCAAGAUCCUCCUUUCCAGCCGCCAAUUUGACGUUCUACGUCAAUACUAUGCAGCUUCACCCCAGUGAUUUGACAAGGCUGCACCGAUAUGUCAAAAGUGAAAGGGGUGGCCUAGAAACCUCCCUGCUGGAGCUGGAAACGAUCGCCGUCCCGUCAAUGUUUACGGAUGGGAAAUUUAGACUUCGCUGCAUAGCAACACAGUACAAUUUGUACAGAAAAGGCGCCGACGCCUGGCUACACGAAGACACUCCGCAGCUUGCCCAUGUCCUGGGGCCAUCUCAUCCAAAUUUUGAGCUGGACGAAUCCCAUGGGUCGAGGACGUUCCUGGACUGGCGGAUAUUGGCCGUCCUUCUAGGGCUGCUGUUCAGGAGGUAACCGAUGGUGUGAGCAGAACGAAUGGGAAAUCACUUAUUCCGAAUCAGUGACACAGCGGCUGUCCAGUGGAAAUUCGUCGAUGAAUCGUCCGUCAAGACAUUGGAAAAGUUUCAAGUCAACUCCCAGCAAAAUUGUACGACUGGAAAGCCAAUAGUUCAUUAUCGGCCAUCUUUCCAUAAAUUGUUACUUAAUAGUAUGUUCUUCUUCAAUACCAUGGUAAACCUCUUUCGUAUUAACGUUAUGGUAUAUAAAAAAAGGAUUCGCUCAAUAAUUUAUUUUAUUUUGAUAGUGUAAAUAUGAUUAUUAGAUUGUAGAUACCUUUAUUUGUAUAUAUCAUCAGUAAAAUUAUAAAUAAAUACAUAUAUA
Cimex lectularius (bed bug) is the source of this 1276-nucleotide messenger RNA. RefSeq lists its product as uncharacterized. NCBI's taxonomy places the organism in Eukaryota, Metazoa, Arthropoda, Insecta, Hemiptera, Cimicidae. Bases 71 to 910 code for a protein of 279 amino acids. The record is from RefSeq and is a predicted model, not a curated record. The transcript is spliced from 6 exons.